AUGCACAUCCCGGUCAGGGUUUGGAGCCCCCGUCACUCAUCCAUCCAUCCACCACCGCACCAUAAACCACCAAAACUUCACGCCCAACUCCCAACACCGUCUUCCCCAGGCCAACUCUCCAAACGCGAGAUGCGCUCCCUCCUACACAAACAAGCCCUCAUAACCGGCGGCGGCUCCGGCAUCGGUCUCGCCAUCGCCCGCCGUCUCUACCUCGAAGGCUGCUCCGUGACUCUCUUGGGGAGGACCGAAUCCACCCUUCAGCGCGCUCAAUCAUACAUUUUAUCUUACCCAUCCCGACCUUCCCACCCACCACCAUCACCCACCUCAGCCUCAGUCCCAAAUGAUUCCUCAGUCUCAGCAUCAAGCCCAGCUUCAGCUUCAGCCCCAUCCCACCAACCAUCAGACACAAAGAGGGUAUCCUACCACCCCCUAAACGUCACUAGCGCUUCAUCCUGGGAGGACCUAUUGCAGAGUAAUUUAAAAGGGGGGAGGAUAGACAUCCUCAUCAACUGCGCAGGCAUCACGCAACGGAGUCCAUUAAUGAAGACUCCUGUCGAGGAAGUGGAGGGGUUGUUGGAUACGAAUUUGCGAGGGACUGUGUUGGGGUACCAAGAGGACAAAGGACAAGGGACGCAAGAAGGGGUAAAAGAAGGGGUACAAGAAAGGGGAGUAAUCAUCAACGUGGCGAGUCUACUUGCGCAAAAGGGGGUGAUUGGGACGAGUGUCUAUGCGGCUGCGAAGGCGGGGGUUGUUGGCUUAACAACCUCCCUGGCACACGAGUACGGCAGAUCCGGGAUAAGAGUCAACGCCGUUCUGCCCGGGUACAUCGAGACAGACAUGACUACCGCCAGACAGGGAGAACAACAAGAAAGGCCUUCAAUCCACUCUUGA
This is a messenger RNA of Neurospora tetrasperma FGSC 2508, 891 nucleotides long. RefSeq lists its product as uncharacterized. Bases 1 to 891 code for a protein of 296 amino acids. Lineage: Eukaryota; Fungi; Ascomycota; Sordariomycetes; Sordariales; Sordariaceae. The transcript is spliced from 5 exons. Gene Ontology annotation, molecular function: oxidoreductase activity, acting on the CH-OH group of donors, NAD or NADP as acceptor. The record is from RefSeq and is a predicted model, not a curated record.